Messenger RNA from Gordionus sp. m RMFG-2023, 2169 nucleotides. Its product is annotated as protein KRI1 homolog. The transcript has 13 exons. Gene Ontology annotation, cellular component: 90S preribosome; nucleolus. Gene Ontology annotation, biological process: endonucleolytic cleavage in ITS1 to separate SSU-rRNA from 5.8S rRNA and LSU-rRNA from tricistronic rRNA transcript (SSU-rRNA, 5.8S rRNA, LSU-rRNA). The coding region runs from base 25 to 1947 and encodes 640 amino acids. The record is from RefSeq and is a predicted model, not a curated record. NCBI's taxonomy places the organism in Eukaryota, Metazoa, Nematomorpha, Gordioida, Chordodea, Parachordodidae.
UCUACAUUCAUUCACAAAAUUCUUAUGCCUAAAAUUUUGCUUGAUCAAGAUGAAAAGCCUAGUUUAAUGACAAUAAACCAAGUCUAUGCUAAUAACUAUAAUAAUUGGCGUGAAAAGGAAGAACAUACUAAACUUAAAGCAAGAUAUGGUGAUAUUAAUAUUGAAGAUGAUGAUAGUGAUAAUCCAGAUGGUUUAUCAGAUUCUUCCUCUGCCACUGAAAGUGAAUUGGAAAAUGAAGAUUUUAAAUCAACCCUUGAAAAUGAAUUGUCCCACACAUUAAAAUUGCUGCAAAGCAAGGAUCCUAAGAUAUAUGACAAAAAUUUUCAAUGCUUCAAAGAUAGCAAAAAAUAUAAAAUUGAAAAUAAUGAUAACCAAAUUGAUGGAGGAACAUGCAACAAAAAAGGGAGAAAAAAUAGGCAAAUGACUCUUAAAGAUUAUGAGAGACAUAUAAUACUUAAUAAAAAAGGCGUUUUCAGUGACGAUGAUACAUUUGAUAAUAAAAGAAAUAUAGACGACAAAUUAUCAUACGUUCAGCAACAAGAUAAGAUUAAACAAAACUUUAAUAAAAUUUUGGGCUCAACCCAGGAUAAUGAAAAUAGUGACGAGGAUUUGUUCAGCAUUAAAAAAAAGGCUAAAAUAUCUACUACCGAUCCUGUCAAAAUGGAUGGAAGCGACGAAUCAGAUUUAGACACGUCAUCAUUACCUCUCAAACGAAUUUUCGAGACAUAUAACCACCAAACAGGGGAAACCGAACUUACAUCUGAUAAAUACGAUGACAGCAAUUCCAGAAUACCCGUAAAUAUGGAAAGUGAAUCAGAAGAAGAAUCUGAUCAAUUCUUAUAUUCACAAAAUCUUCAAGAAGUUCAAGAUAAAGUCAUGUCUCCAAAAAUCAAACAACCCUGCAAAUACAGGUUCGAAGAAAUGAGCCAAGAAGGAAAAACGUUACGUUCUUACCCGCGUAUUUUACCGGCUCAAGUCAGCGAUCAACUCAUGAGACUUAAAACGGGAGACAAAAGAGAAAAACGAAAGACCAAAAGGCUAGCCAAGUUAGAAAAGAAGAGGGUCGAAAAGCUGAAGGCGAUGGAAGAUGUUAAAAGGCUCAGAGGUCUUCAGCUCAAAGAAAUUCGUAAAAAAUUGGACAAGCUCGAAAAAGUUGCCGGAAUAAAGGGUCUUGAUUCGGUGCUAACCCUCGAGGAUAUAGAUAAAGAUUACGAUCCUAAAAAAUUUGACCGUAUGAUUGCCAAAAUGUUUGACGAUCAAUAUUACGAAAAAAAUGUCGACCCAACUAAACCCGUGUUCGACGAUACCGACGAAGAGUUGGAACAGAUAAAAAGUAAGUACAAUGAACAUCAAGGUACAAGUAAAAAGAUCAAAAUGGGUAAAUUAGAUGAAAAUACCCAAAACGAAUUCAAAGAUUUGAAACGAAAUUUGGACGAUUAUUCAAAGUUACAAUUUGAAGGUAUCGUUGCUGGUAUACCUACGCGAUUUAAAUAUCGGCAAGUAGUGCCCAACCAAUUUGGGUUAACGUUAGAUGAAAUAUUUUGCGCUAACGAUAAGGAGUUAAAUAAAUGGGUCAGUUUGAAAAAAAUGUUUCAAUACCGAACUGAUCAAGAGGAGAAAUUCGAUUUGCACGCAUAUAAAGUUAAAGGGCAACAAUUGUAUAAAAAAAGAAAAAUUCUGAAUAGUUUAUUCGAAAUGGACGAAAAUAAAAUUGAGAGCGAACCUAACGAUUUGGAAACGGUUCCUGAUCUCCUCGAGAAACAAGGAGCCAUUACCAUCAAGUCACAAAUAGCAACUACUAAGCCUAAAAAUAUAACAAAAUCUACCGAAAAAAGGGAUGAAAUCAAAUCCAUUCUUAUACCCUCGAAAAUUUCUGACGAAAAAUUAUCAAGCUUCAAUAAUAAUAAUAAUAAACUAAAGGCAAAUCAAAGAACAAAUCCAAAGUAGAUCUCAAAAAUCUCACUUUACCCUCUGACCAGAGAUUAUUAUCCUAUGGUAUAAACCCUAAAAAAUUUAAGAAGACACAAAAAUUUAAAACAAAAAUGAUGCCAACAUAGCAAACCUGUUCUUUUAAAAAAAUAAUUGAUGGUAAAAUGUAAAGAAUAAAAAUUCGUAAGAAGAAAUUUUAUGGAUCUUUUAUAUGAUUCAAAAUUUUGUGGUGUUACUUGA